UACGAGUAAAUGUUCCCUGAGAGGUUAAGACAUGAGAUGAUUACAUCGUCAUAACCAGCCAGCUACCUUUAACUGAGUAGAUAUUCUGCUCAGGGCACUGGCCUAAACCCUUUGAACACAUGACCGCUCUUUAUACAGCAGCCCGUUAAGGUAGAUAUCGGUCCCUUUUUACAGUUGGAAAAUUGGAGGCUCACGGAGGUGAAAAAGCAGUCCAAGAUGACAGAAGCUCGGUGGCAGAGCUGAGACCACUGGCCCCAGAGCUCAAGCUCUCACUACCAUACCUGCUCUACCUUGCAUGAUGGCUGGGCGUGGAACUUUGCAGCGGUUGUGUGUGCCAGGAGCAGCUGGAAAUCACGUCGGUCGUGAAUUCUAAAUCCCACAUCCCCAUGGGUUAGUUGUACAGACUGACCUCCAAGAGACUGGAGAAAGCAAGUUUGGUUCAAACUGACCCUUACUGAAGAGGCAGGUUUAGGGGCAAGGCCUGAACCCCUCUCUUGGGCUGUGUGGUGUUGUCCAGGAAGGUGAGCCCAGCAGGAGGAGGUUUAAGGGUCAUGAAGUGAAGGCAGGGAACAUGCAGCCUGAAGUGUGGUGAAGGAGGAAGAGGCAGGCAAGCUUCUGGCCUUUCUUGGAUGCGCCUGGGAUGUUUGCAUUAUACAUGAGCCUCAUCUUUUUUUUGAGCCCCAGCUGCUCUAAUCACUUUUUGUUCCCUAAACCCUUCAAGGCAUAAUUCUGUCUGUUGCUUUCCUGAGUCACUGCCAAAUACCCAGCCCCAGUCAUGGACUGAGUCCAUGGGUGUGAGUUAGUAUGAGCCCCGUGCCUGUGGGUGCCGUGCCUUCUGUCCUGCUUGGGGGUUGUAACGUUCACCAUCCCUGCUCUGAGCCUUUUUCUGUAUCAAGGCACUCACACUUCUAAAUGUCCCUUUGUUUUCCUCUUUGCUAGAUACAUCUUCCUAUUGUUUGCAAUUCCUGCUUUAAAAAACUUAGAAUACCAAAAGGGUCACUUAGCUAGGGCCAUAUAAAUCAUUAUUUUACCUGUCCGCCCUUCCCUAGCAGUUAUAUUCAGAGAACUGCUCCAUUCUCUGGAAAUUGGGACCUCCCUGUGGAUGGCUCACUGAACCCAGUGCGGGGCACAUGAAUAUGUGGAAAUACAUGCCUGGUCCUUUUCAUCAGGAUGGCCUGACUCCUCCAUUUGUUUGAAGUGCCUUAAGGAGAGGUAGGCUGGCCCAGUGAAAAUGGCAGUGGACAGGGUGGAGGCCAAAGCUGCCCUGAUACCUGCAAAAGACUGUGCUGACCAGGAGCGGAGGCUUGAACCAGUCGCUUAAGCUUGGCGCUCCAUGGCGUGGUCCAUACUGAGAAUAAGGCUGAGCGGUCACUAACCAGUAAGGCUCCAGAGUUUCUGCUGGUGCGACCUCAGGGAAACUUCUUUAGGAAUCUCCGCCCGAUGUCCCACCCCCUGUCCCUCGUCACUGACAACAACCUCCUCCUCCGCUCUCAUCCUCCUGAGUAAAUGUGCCCUGGGAGGUGAAGACAUGAGAGGUUAAGGCUCCCGCUCCCCCUUUUCCUCCUGAUUCAGCGAAACAAGCUUUCUCCUCUGCUCUCUCCUCCUCCUCUCCCCCUUGAAUCCAGUCCUGGUUUCCCCGCAGCCAGCCUCCCUUUCCUCGCCGACUGGGCUCGCCCCCGCCCCGCAGCGCCCGCCGUCACCGCUGCUGCUUCAACCCCUCGCCAACCCGCGCUCCCUGCCACCCGGGGCUCGGCUCGCCCAGUCCCGCGGCUCCAGUCCGGAUCUCGCUGCUGCCCGACCGGGGUACGAGUGCUGCUGUUGAGGAGGCGGCGGCGGCUGGCCCGCUCCCCUCGUCCGCCUCGCCAGCCCGGGGUUGGCGGGGAAGGAACAGCUGGCGGUCCCCGGGAGGACAAUGCACCCAGCUCUCGGCCACCCCCGCUCGGUCUCGUCCUCGUCCGGCUCAUUCCCGCCGCCCCCUGCCGCCUCCCGGCCGCCGCCCCUCUUCCAACGGGGGGGAUCCCCCCGCGGCCGGAGAGCCUCGGGAGACAGCAGCACCAGCACCAACGCCAGCACCAGCCGGGGCGGAGGCGGCGGCCGACGCGGCGGGGGCGGCGGCUCCCCCAGCAGUAACACCAGCGCGGAGCGGGAGGACGACGACGAGAGCGUCAGCAUCAGUAAGCCGCUGGUGCCGGUGGCCGCCGCCGGGAUCCCGGGGCCCCCGGCUCAGGCGGGCGCUCCAGCCGCCGACCUCACGCCCGCCGCCUUCUCCUCCUCAGCAGGCACCCCCUCCUCCACCUCCACGCCCACCUCCUCCUGCAGCAUGACAGCCGCGGAGUUCGGCGGGGGCGCUGCGGCCGGGGGCAUCGGGGGCCCCGGGGGCCGCUCGGCUGGGGGCGCAGGCGGCACGGGGACCGGCAGCAGCGCCUCCUGCUGUUCGUGCUGCUGCUGCUGUGGCCGCCGCCCGGCCCGACCCGGCCGCAGGGGUCCGCGCCGCGGCUGCGCUCCCAGUCCGGGAUGCCGUUGGGGCUACCAGGCGCUGUCCGUGGUGCUGUUGUUGGCGCAGGGCGGGCUGCUGGACCUGUACCUCAUCGCCGUCACCGACCUGUACUGGUGCUCCUGGAUCGCCACCGACCUGGUGGUGGUGGUGGGCUGGGCCAUAUUCUUCGCCAAGAACAGCCGGGCCCGUCCCGGGAGCGCGGCGAGCGGCGCGCACAACCACCACCAUCACCACCACGCUGCGCCGCCCCUGCACCUGCCCUCCGCCUCCGCCGGGGCUGCGGCCGGGGCCAAGGCGCGCGGCGGCCGCGGGGGCGUCGGAGGUCCCGGAGGCGGCCCGGGAUCGACCGCGGCCGCGGGCGAGUUCGCCUUCGCUUACCUGGCCUGGCUCAUCUACUCCAUCGCCUUCACGCCCAAGGUGGUGCUCAUCCUGGGCACGUCCAUCCUGGACCUCAUUGAGCUGCGCGCGCCCUUCGGCACCACGGGCUUCCGCCUCACUAUGGCACUGUCGGUCCCCUUGCUCUAUAGCCUGGUGCGGGCCAUCAGCGAGGCGGCCGCCCCCCCAGGCUCAACGGGUCCCCUGCUUCUGCAGCCACAGCAGCACCGCGCCGCCGGCUGCUUCCUCGGCACGUGUUUAGACCUGCUCGACAGCUUCACCCUGGUGGAGCUGAUGCUGGAAGGCCGCGUGCCGCUCCCCGCACACCUGCGCUACCUGCUCAUCGCAGUCUAUUUCCUCACCCUCGCCUCGCCGGUGCUUUGGCUCUAUGAGCUCAACGCAGCAGCCGCGGCUUCAUCGUGGGGCCAGGCUUCUGGGCCCGGCAGCUGCAGCCGCCUUUUGCGCCUGCUGGGCGGCUGCCUGGUGGACGUGCCCUUGCUGGCGCUGCGCUGCCUCCUGGUGGUGAGCUACCAGCAGCCCCUCUCCAUCUUCAUGCUCAAGAACCUCUUCUUCCUCGGUUGCCGUGGCCUGGAGGCCCUAGAGGGCUGUUGGGACCCCGGGAGUCGGGCCUCCCCUAGUCGGGCCAGAGGAGGCUACGGUGCUCCGCCCUCUGCACCGCCUCCACCGCCACCGCCACCACCACCUCAGGGAGGCUCCCAGCUGGGUCACUGCAUCUCGGAGAACGAGGGGGGUGCCCAUGGCUAUGUGAACACCCUGGCUGUGGCCUCCCAGAAUUGAGGGGGACAAGCGAAGGGGGCUUGCUUUUUGGUUGAGAGACCCCAGCUCUCUUGUCUUCUGGCAUUCUGUCACCCAGAUUUGAUCAGGCUCUGUUUGGAAGAGGUAACUACUAAUAGGGCUAAGGGCCAGGGUGUCGCUCUGUACCCCUUGAGUCAAGACUGCUGGGAGGCAGCCCAGCAGCUAAUGGUGAGGGAGGAAGGUCCACAUACUCUAUUCUCCCUUCUCCAUGCCUGACCCCAACCCUAGCCUCCAAGGGGCUGGAUACCUCUGCUUCUUGCUUUUCCCACCUCCACCAUAUCCAAUUCCUAUCCGUUGUGUAUGUGUGGGGGGAUAGAGGAAAGGGGGUGCCCAGGCAGGGGGUGCUGGGCCUUAGGCAUUCCCUCUUGCUUGGAAGUGCCGGUUUCUUUUAGGCUGUGGUUAGUGACCAUUGUCCCAUGCCUUGAAAUUGACCCAGAAUCUGCUGUCCCCUGCUGUGUCUGUUGGGUUUCUUCCAGAUGGUAGAUGCAAAUUCUGUGUCUCUGUGUAUGUGUAGUGUUGUUUCCUUGUGGCCCUUUGCAAUCAGUAGGAGAUCUGGGGAGGCCCUCCCCUCCCCACCAUACAUACCACCACCCUCCUCAUUCCUACUUGAAUUUGUGGCCAUGAAUUCCCAGGAAGAGCUGGGCUCCUGGGAGCUGCCCACUUACUCUCCCUUAAGGGAGAAGCUCACCCAGGAUCUUCCUCAAUCCUAUUCCUCUCUCCUCAACUUGGGGGGAGGAGAGGAUUCAUACUCUAAGGACCAAACUUCACCCUUUCUUGGGUGAGUGAGCAUUUCUACCUCUGUGCUUUCGACUUUUGUUGCAUCACGCACUGAUGCUGCUUGCAAAAAAUAAAGACAAAACACUCAGAAGUUGCAUUCAACAUGGCCACUGGAUCCAGCUGGGGUUUGGUGCCAGUGUUAUUACAGGGUCUGUGGAGUAUCAGCCAUUGGCUUGCCCUCCUCUCUCCCUCCCUCUGCACCCAGAACUCUUAUGCUUCAUGAGAUUUGUUGCCAGCUGGGUUACAUCUCGGCUCAGAACAACAGCUUUGGUGAGGUUCCUGGAUAGAUGUGAAGUUAGGCCUCUCAUGGGCCCAAAGGAGUAGGAAAUCCAAUUCUGUGUCCUCCCCCUUCCCACCCUCCCUUUAGGAAGUUUGGUGUAGACCAGGAACAGUGGUGGUGAUCUUUGUCCUCUGCUCUGGUUAAGAGAAUCUGCAGGGAAAGAGAAACCCUACCCCUCUCCAGCCUUCCUCUCUGGUGUUCCUGUUGUUGAGGUUGAUGACAAGGGACAUCCAGGGGCUGCUCACUAAUAGUCUUGAUGCACGCAUCACUCUUGGAAUCUUUGAGGCAGGAUAAGUAUUUUUAGGGGCGGUAAGAGUACAGGAUGACAGUUGGGAGCAAGGCCAAGAAAUACUCUCCCCCACCCUGCAGUAGGUUGGGGUGGGGUGAAAUUGUAAGAAUGUUUGUUUCCCCUUCUCUCUUCUUAUGCUUGGGAAGUUUUGUGUUAUGUAAUAAGCCCUGGACAUGUAAUAAACCCAGAAGUCAUGGGUUGCAGUUUUGAUUCUGUCACUCACUGGCUUUGAGUGACACAUCACUUUUGCUUUGUGGGCCUCAGUUUUUCGCUUGGGGCCUUUCUCUCCCAACUUCUUGGGGACUUGCUGACAGAAGAUGUUCAUGUAGACAGAGACACCAGAGGGGCUGAUGGCUUGACCACAGUUCUUCUGAGCCUCCCUACUCUCACAGUGGGGAACAAUGGAGGACAAAUGUUUACACUCAGUGCACUAUCUGUGCUUCUUCUAGCCCCUCACCCUACCAGGUCCAGUAUAAGCUGGUUGGUUGCAGCUAAUUGUUGGUUUUUUUUCUGCCUUCUCCUUCCUCUACUGACUCCUCUUGUUUCCCUUUGAAUUCCAUGUGCUCAGAGUUCUGGGGUCCAGACCCUGGGUGGGCCCCCAUAGCUGUUUCCUCUGUUUCCACAUCUUCUCUCCAGCUUUGCUGUUGCUCUGCUACCUAAUCUCAGUGACUGUGAAAGGACUUUGUGUCUGAGCCAUGGCCAGCUCCUGGCUGGUCCCCUGCCCCACCCCCUUUCUGAUGGGAUGGGAUGGUGGUCUCCCUGCUGAGUGACUGACUGUACAAUCUCUGAGUGCUGUUGGAUUUUCUGGUGGGAGGCUGUGAUAGGUUCCCAUGAGCUGCCACUUCCCUAAGUGCGUUCAUAGAUUGAUGGCAACCCGGCCAAUUCUAGUAGAGGCCAGGCCCCACCGCCACCCCUACCGCCUGACAUCCUCUUCCAAACAUUUGGUGCCAGCACCUUGUGCUCAGGGGGUCAGUCCCUUCCUACCUUCUGGUGUGUUUUUCUUUAUCCCUUUUACUUAUUUCCCUUGCCCCAUUCUUAAGAAAAAAUGACUCCUAAAGUUUCGUUUUUCUUGCUUCCUAAGGGCAUCUGUAGGGGGUCAAACUGGAGACGUUCCCCACGGGUCUGACAGACAGGAGUGCACUGUCUCCUGAGGCUGAUGCCAACAGCACAGCUCACAGAGCAGAACCCGGGUUCAGAAUCCAGACUGCCUGCCUCUAACAUUUGAGCAAGUAAGAGCGUCGUCGCUCUGGGCUUGGAUUAGACCCACUCUAAAGGCCGUUCCAAUAGAACAUGUCCUGGCUCUGAUUCCACAUGUUUUUUGGGAAGAGCUAGAUGGCUGUUAGAGCCUGGAAGAAGGGAAGUGGCACCUCACUAGCAUUUAUCAUGUUUUUAAAUCCUCCUUCUCUUUUUAAAAAUAAAACCAGCUUGUUCUGAAAAUAAAAUA
This is a messenger RNA of Rhinolophus ferrumequinum (greater horseshoe bat), 6478 nucleotides long. It is a transcript of the gene TMEM121B, whose product is annotated as transmembrane protein 121B. The coding region runs from base 1913 to 3670 and encodes 585 amino acids. NCBI's taxonomy places the organism in Eukaryota, Metazoa, Chordata, Mammalia, Chiroptera, Rhinolophidae. The record is from RefSeq and is a predicted model, not a curated record. The transcript has a single exon.